This is a messenger RNA of Danio rerio (zebrafish), 2612 nucleotides long. NCBI's taxonomy places the organism in Eukaryota, Metazoa, Chordata, Actinopteri, Cypriniformes, Danionidae. The record is from RefSeq and is a predicted model, not a curated record.
AUGAAAUGUAUUUUGUGUAUUUGAAUCAUGCACAUAAACAACCGAAAUGUAAUAUGUGUCUUUCAACACUAUGGGGCUCUAGGUUCUUGCAGCUUAAAAAAAAUGUACCUGAUAGUGGAGUUCAUUCACGAAGGGAGUACCGGACCUGUCGCAAAGUCUUGGUACUCAGAGGGUCACUCGUGGUGGCCUCCAUACAAGGAGAUAGACAGGGUGUUGAAGAGUGUCCGGUUGAUGGAGGCACCACAACCAGAUAAAGGUUGGACCAAGCAUCAGGCCAGAAUUCUACACGAGUCAGCAUCUUUUGACAAGAUUUCAAAGAAAUGGAAACAGGCAUGCUACACAUCUGACAUCUCGGAAUCUGAAAUGCCUGCAAAAAGAAUUCCGAAAAAGAAAAUAUACACAUCAGAUGAUGAGCCUUGCGAUACUCCCCACAAAAAAAAGAAACUAAAUAAAGAAAAAAGUCUACCAACACCAAGGGUCCCACCUGCACCAAAAGCUCCAACACCCCCAAGACAUAUCAGGGCAAAAGGUCCCCUUGUACGACCUCAGCUAACAUCAUGUAAAACAAUUAACAGUUUUUGCAAUUCAUUUGUCCGCGACCAACAAAAAGCUACAGAAAAGCAACAGCAGGCCUGUUUUGAAACUCCCUCCACUAGUCAAGUUUCAGCUCCAGACGUACCUGUGAGGUUCUGCCAGGAAGUGGAGCACCAAGACACUUGGGAUAAACCCCAACCUGAAAAUCAAGAGGACACAUUUUCUGUGCUGCGGCCUUUACAAGACAGAGCACCACACAACACAUACUCUGUCCAAGAUCCAAAGCCAUCAGCAGAUCAAAGAAAAAUGCUGACACCAGUUUUUCCAAUAAGCAUGUCCCAUGUAAAUGAGCAAGAAGAUGCUUGGGGGGACCACCCAUCGAGCUAUCGAGAAGACACAACUUCUGAGCUGAGACCUUCAAGUACCCAGGCAAGAGCGAAGAAUGCUUCUGGUAUCAGCCGAUGGAGCUGCAUCUCCAGUCAAUGCACACCUGUGGAGUCCCUUGCAGCUGUGGUCCAGUCCCUUGCCCCUCGGUCAAGUGGUCAAAUGGAGGUGGACACUGAGGAUGACACCUUUCCUAUUGAAACAAUUGAGGACCUUGAACAACUGGAAAGGCAAUUAGCUGAAAAACCAAUGAUGGAGAAGAUGAUGAAGAGGUUAUCCAUCAGAGGAGGACAAACUCUGAAAAAAACCAUUUGGCGUGUAGCCUCCAAAGUGUUUGGUCCAGUGGCCAAACAGCUCAACUGGUGUGGAAGAGGAGAUAAAAGAGGCCUAAAAAACACAAAUAUUGGGACACUUGUGAUAGGUGCAGCUAUGAGGAACCCCGUGCUUCCGUCUCCAACAGAGGCAGAAGCCGAAAAAUAUUUGAAAGACUUUCUCCGCUUGGCCCCAGGAAGAAUGGCCUCUUAAGCCAGUUGUUUUUUAUUUAUUUAUUUAUUUGCUGCUAUUUGGUUUUGUUUGCUUCAAAAAAUAUGAAUUCUAAUCAAUUAUAAUAUAAUAAAAUUCUACAAAUAAUUCUUCAGCCGUUGUGUUUUUCAUUUUGAGUGGAUAUACUUUAGCUUAUUAUAUAUGUGAAGACGGAUGUAUAAUCAGAGUACCUGUAACUGUUAUUUAUAGCAGUAUGAAUGAAGGAAUGUCUAAAUAAACAACUAAAAAAACGAUGUCUAUGCUACAUAAAUAAGAUGUCUCACAGACCUAACAUUCUAAAAAUGAACAUCUGUAAUGCAUUGCAUAGACGUUGUUUGAAUGUAUGACAAGGACGUCUAUGCGACGUUUUCCAGAUGAGUAAACGCCCUGAAUAAGACGUCUCCCAGAUGAAAACGUGGAUGUCCAGCAGACGUCUCUGCGACGCAUGUGUGCUAUCUGGGAACAUCCUUUAAUGUGGAUUUCCCUGAAAAUGAAAUACUGCUUUCACUGCCUUCUUAAAUUACCUAAGGUAUUUCAGUUCCUGCAUAAUGUGAAGAUACAUUCAUUGAGUUUAUUCUUUCCUUAUGUUUUCUUCAUUUUUUUCCGCAGGAACCUGCUGGUAUCCUGUAGGAAUUAUGAAAUCCUGCAGGACAAAAUGUCAAUAUGUGCAGGCAAUUCCUACAGGUUUUAGAAUCAUGCAGUACUUUUUACAGGAAUCCUGAAGGAUCUAUUUUUCCCCCUGCAGGAUAGCUGCAGUACUGCAGGAAUUAUAAAAUCCUGUAGGACACAUUGACGAUAUGUGCAGGAAUUUCUUACAGGUUUCACAAUGGAUACAAGCAAGUGACAAAUCCUGCAGGAGUUAUUUGGUGAAAAUGGAAAGAAAGAAAGAAAUUCUGUCACUUGCUGUUAGCAAUACAGUGUGAGUUCUAACAGAUAAACAAUACAACAAACAAAAACUUAAUAAAUACAGAAAUAAAUAAAAGUAUUUGAAUACAUUAUAGACAAUUAUAGAAAUCAACCAUUAGUAUAAACCAUUUAAAUUAUGCAUUUGCAUUUUACUUUUAUUUCUAUACUUCUUUAUAUAAUUUAUUAAAAUGUCAAUCCAGCAACAAUCUAUUUUAAUUCAACUCCCAUCAGUUUCGUUGGAUGCAAAAAAAAAAAAAAAAAAAAAA